Messenger RNA from Trypanosoma grayi, 1421 nucleotides. RefSeq lists its product as hypothetical. NCBI's taxonomy places the organism in Eukaryota, Euglenozoa, Kinetoplastea, Trypanosomatida, Trypanosomatidae. The record is from RefSeq and is a predicted model, not a curated record. The annotation marks the transcript as partial. The transcript has a single exon.
AGCAGCAGCAGCAGCAGCAGCAGCAGUAGUAACGACGACACCGAUGACCCAUCGAACUGGGGGCGACAGUUGGCACUCGAGGCGCAUCAACGUGAUUACGCUAUCGACGCUGCAUGCGACGGACGAUUUGCCUUUACGCACCACGCCGUGCUUCGGCAACUGCAGCUGGAUGGGCUCUGCAACAGUUCGCACUAUCCACUGCAGUACGCCGUUCGACUGGCGCCGGCAGCGGUGGGGCCCAACAGAGACGCUGCGGCCUUCGCCCAGCGCGGCAUGUGCGUUGCGCGGCCCGGCAACGUCUCGGUCUUGGCCAUCAGCCCACGCGGCGUGGUGCGCGCGGCGGCGGCGGGUGCCAUUCCGUUCUGUGAUGCCACCUUCGUCUUUUCGCGCCACCCGCGCCUGCACACCGCGUAUCGCUUUGACUUCACGUGGGCGUGCGGCGAAGACGGCGACGCCGCCAUGGCGGUGGUGAAGCGUACCCCGACACUCUCGGAGCUGCGCCACACCGGAGCGACCAACGAGACGCGCUGCACGCUGACGGUGCGCAACACACUCACAAAGACGCAGCGGUCCGACACGUUCCUGCUGCGGCGCGUCUACCCGACGGCGGUGUCGCCAGCGUUCGUGGUUCUGAGUGACAAUGCCGCCGUUGGCAACUGCGUUACAAACGCCACCGCAGGUGGUAGACGGACAGCAGAAGCUACUACUACUACUACUACUAAUGGUGGUGGUGGCGAUCAGGGGCCGCGGCGACGGCCAGCGACGCGGUGGGUUGUAGGGAAAAGCGUCGUUCUGCAUGUGGACGCCUCGGCAGAAGGGGCUGCAGUGACCGAUGUGCGCAACGCUUACUGGCGCGCCCUCAGCGUCGUGACGGCGGAACCAUCUUCCAUAGGCACACAGCUUCUGCUCGACUCCAUUCACUUCCUGCCGCUUGCGCAGCACCCACGUGCGCUGGCGCGCGGCACUGGUGGUGUCACGGCGAUGGUGACCGGCAUCCGCGUGCCCGGGCUGUACACAAUCGCGCUCUACCACCCCGACCCGGCCCACCCGUACAUCUGCCCAAAUGUGAGUGUGGUGGAAACGCUGCACGUGACGCACGCACGAGUCAUUGAGAAGGAGCUAACGGUAUGCGGCGACUCUGUGGUGCUGAAGGCGGUGCCUAUCCCGCGGGAGAUUGAGUGCCAGUUUGUGGGGCAGUGGGAGAUGGUGUCGCUCCAGACGGCAGACAACGAGACGUGGACUGCUGGCGCAAACUUCAGCGGCGUGCGUUUUGAUCACGGCACCAGGCCGCGCACGCUGGUACACGGGCUCCCGUUUGGUAUCGUUACGAUCCGCUGGGCCAUUUACGCCGCUUCACCCCUGGACAAUACCACUGAUGGGGCCGAGCAGCUGCGGCAGCAUGGGAGACGCGUGUUGGUUGA